CCGACCGACACGGGCGUUAUCAAUCGUCCGCCACCGAUGUGGCGUUUAGUCGCACAGUCGUAGGCUGGCUGGCCACAGCACCACCUGCAAGUGGAAACGCAAAGAAAUCGUGUCAAUUCGCUUUUAGCUAAUAUGUCAGCGCGUCCGAUAUUGUACUAUGCGCUUUUCAGUCCGCCCGCCAGAGCCGCAUUGCUCACGUCCAAAUAUAUCGGAUUGAAUGUGGAAUUAAAAGCUAUAAACUAUGCCGCACAGGAGCAUCACAGUGAUUGGUUCUUGAAGGUAAAUCCCCGACACACUGUACCCGUGCUGGUCGAUCAAGGUGUACCGUUGUGUGACAGCCACGCCAUCAUUACCUAUAUGGUGAACCAGUAUGGACAAAGUCAACACGAUCAUUUAUAUCCGAAAGACUUUUUAAAGCGUGCCAUUGUGGACGAACGUUUGUAUUAUGAGGACGGCGUACUGUUUCAAGUGAUUAAAGAUUUUGUGGCGCGCAUAAUGUACGGCGGCGAUAUCGAUUAUCAUCGUAAAAGUAUCGAGCUGUCGCAUAAUGCCUACAGUUUCCUUGAGGGAUUCCUGUCUCGCAGCAAUUACGUAGCCGGCGAGGAGUUGACUUUGGCGGAUAUUUCCAUUAAUACCACACUCAUUACGUUGCAUAAGUUGGUGACCAUAGAGGAGCGGCGAUAUCCGAAAAUUUGUGCGUGGAUGCAGCGCAUGCGUGGAGAACUACCGGAGUACGAAGAGAUUAAUGAGCAAGGUGCGCAACAGUUAUAUUUACGCUUUCAAAAUGCUUUGGAGGAGAAUAUGACCAAGCAUACGUAACUGAGCGUUCAGUUUUGUAGUAAUGUCCUUGUAAAUACAUAACAUACAUACAUACCUGUGGGGAGUUGA
Messenger RNA from Bactrocera tryoni, 888 nucleotides. Its product is annotated as glutathione S-transferase D7-like. Gene Ontology annotation, biological process: glutathione metabolic process. Bases 133 to 819 code for a protein of 228 amino acids. Gene Ontology annotation, molecular function: glutathione transferase activity. The record is from RefSeq and is a predicted model, not a curated record. NCBI's taxonomy places the organism in Eukaryota, Metazoa, Arthropoda, Insecta, Diptera, Tephritidae. The transcript has 4 exons.